CAAGUCUUCUUCUUCUUCUUCAACAACACAAACCCCACCCCCCCAAAUUCAUUCAAUUCCAUACUUUACAAUUACUUUUUCACCUUUCAAUCUGCAAUAAUAAUUAAAUUAAAUAUAAACUAAAAAACUCUUGUAAAUCAUAAAUCUGUUUAAUUUCUUUGCAUUAUCCACUUCCCAUUGUUGAAUCCAAUACCCAGAAUGCAUUACGGAUUUCGAUAACCCUAAUUUUCACCUUCAAUUAUGGAAGACCCACAAGUAGUUCAUGCCGAUGAGAAUAAGGCUAUUACAGACAAGAAACCUAAGAGAACUGUCAAGACACCAGAUCAAAUUGCAGCACUUGAGAACUUUUAUAAUGAACACAAGUAUCCCUCUGAGGCAAUGAAAGCAAAAUUUGCUGAGUCAAUACGUCUAACAGAAAAGCAAGUUUCUGGUUGGUUUUGUCACAGAAGAUUAAAAGACAAAAAACUACCCAAUGAUGAAGGGCAGGCACAGGGAAAACAAGAUUUGUCAAGUGGUGUCAUACAGGAUCGCGGCAGUGGACUCAGACAAGAUUCUUGUGGCAGUACCAAACAAGGAGAUAACAAGCAUUUUGAUCCAAAAGAAGUUGAGAGCAGAAGAUUUACUACUGAAGGACUUUUACCGAUAGAACUUCGGUUUGACCAUGGAAAUCAACAUAACAGUAUGAUGGAAAUGGAUGAUGAUACAUCUUCAGGAAGUAGCUCGCCAUUGAAGGAUAAUUUCCACCUACAAAAUGUCGAUUGUUUAGUGAGGUCAAAAUAUCCAACUCAUAAAGAUGUAAAUAGUGUAAAGAGCAAGCCGGGUCCAUCAGGAUAUUUAAAGGUGAGAGGUCAAGCAGAGAAUGCUGCAAUCAUAGCUGUCAGAAGGCAAUUGGGAAGGCAUUAUCGUGAGGAUGGUCCACCACUUGGUACUGAAUUUGAUACACUUCCUCCUGGAGCAUUUGAGAACCCAGUCACGUUUCCAGUCAACCAGCCCUACUAUGUUGGUGAUCCUACUGCCCUUCAUCCACCGGAUAGUUCUAAGACAUUUCAACUUCCUAGUGCAAGCAAGAUGCUUGAAAGAUACAACCCGAAGAACUACCACCCUCUUGAUUUGGAUGAGUCAGGAUUUGAGAUAAGACAUGCAUCCAGGCAUUAUGAGAAACACGCUAACAACCAAUAUAAACAAACACCUCAUUUUUCGAAACAUAUACGCUCUCAAUCUGGGAGGAGUUCGCAGAUGGAAGUAAAUGGCGGUUCUGAUGAAGAAGUUUCAGUUCAUGGCCAUAAAGAGAUCUUUGAGACGAGAAUAAAACACGGUCCUGGAGUAAGGAGAGCAGAAUCUCAGUCUAACCGCAGUCGAGUUGGCUAUGGGAUAAACAUUGAUGUUAUGCAAGUACAGAACUACCCACGUAGCCAUCACAGCGGCCCUUCAAAGGUCAACUAUAGAGAUAAUAUUGAUCAUUUGACUUCUGAUUUGAAUGUUAAACGAGGUGAAUACGUUGAUUUUGAAGACAAAGGGAUAUAUAGGAGAACACCCAAGGAUGACUUGUUCGAUGGAGAAAGAAGAGGAACUGAUGAAUACUCCAAACUGGUUUCGGUAAAGAUUCAUCCAGGAAAUGAAAUGCAGAGAAGUAGGGAUGACCUCAUAUGUCAAGCGUAUCCAAGUAAAGAAGCAAUGGUUGAUCUACCUCCAAGAACCAACAUGACUAAAAGGUCGACUCUGCAGAUGACCUCUAGUUUUAGCAAUGAUGAAAAUGCGGAAACUACUUCUUCGGGUGAUUGAGAAACUAUUGUGUUGUGAAAGGAAAGUGUAGUUGUUUAAUAGUUUAAAUUCUGAAAAGCGGGAAACUGAGAGUAGUGACAUUGUAAGCAGGAUAUGUAAGCUUUUCAGGUAUGAGAUUCCAACCAAUACAUUGCACUGCUUGACCACUUCUUUUGAAGUUGUAUAUAUUAGCAGUUUAUGGUGAAAA
This is a messenger RNA of Erigeron canadensis, 1969 nucleotides long. RefSeq names its product homeobox-DDT domain protein RLT1. The transcript is spliced from 8 exons. The record is from RefSeq and is a predicted model, not a curated record. Bases 241 to 1782 code for a protein of 513 amino acids. Lineage: Eukaryota; Viridiplantae; Streptophyta; Magnoliopsida; Asterales; Asteraceae. Gene Ontology annotation, molecular function: DNA binding.